Messenger RNA from Owenia fusiformis, 1041 nucleotides. The record is from the annotation of a GenBank genome assembly. Lineage: Eukaryota; Metazoa; Annelida; Polychaeta; Sabellida; Oweniidae.
CAGGCCAUGCUACAUCAGUUGGGCUCCUGGAAGUAAAAUAAACAACAUUUUAGAAUGGGACAGCAUCUUUUCCAAUCAAUCGAGGUUGGGCCAUGCAGCCGAAGAGGUCUAAAGUAUGAUGGUGUGUGCUAUUUUCGCAUUUGUUGGAUUCCUGAUUGUUGAACAAGGAUGCAGUGAAACAGUCCCAGAAUUCACCACUAGAAAUGUCACAUGCAAAUGGGCAUGUGAGGUCUCCGAGAAAUUCUGCCCGAUUAUUUUCAGAAAACAGACCAAACCGAACAUGUACAAAAAGAUGACGUGUGAUUUAUGUCUACAAAAGAACAGCUGGUUGUUAUUGAACGAGACUAUAACUCCAAAGAGUAUGAGAGGAGUAUUAGUUGUACAUUACCCGCCAGGAGAUUUUUACUUGGAAAAAUACUGCUGUAAAAAGUGUAAACCAAUGAGAAGACGUUCAGGACUGAGAUGUAAAAAAUGUCAGUAUGUAAGGUGGUUGUUGGGUACUAACCCUCACUUUACCCAAGUGAUAUAUCCGGGAGAUGAAGAGGAAAUAAAAAUUGCAACAUCGAGGAAAUGAGUGGGAUCUCACAAUAGAAGAGGCGAACCUUAUAAGUAUAUUUAUAUGGGACAUAAUUUCAAUAAUUCCAUUUGGAAAAUGUCCAAACAAUUCUGUAUGCUCAACCUUUUCUUCUUAAAAACAUCUAAUAAUUUUCUGUAAAAUUCUAGUGUGGUGUGUGGUUAGCUACACACAUGACAAAGACAAUGUGUGGACAAUUACAUUUAGGGGGUGAAUUGAUGAAUAUUUUCAAAGAUUUGCAUCAGAUUUUCAGUGGAAUUUACUGAAAUUGAGUAUAAUAUUCUUGUGUAUGGAACAGAUCUAUACUUUCUCAGGUAACAUCACUGUUGAGCAGAUAAUCAAAAGAUGGCGUAUAACAGUUGUAAUAUUAUUUUGUAAGAAACUUUGAGGAAAUAAAUCUCCGUACAACCCAAGGUUAACAGAAAUUUUUAUUCAUAAUUGUGUUUGAUAUUUUCAAUCAAUGUACA